AGAGGCAACAUCCGUUUAGCACUGCCAAUUCAACCCCUAGCCCCAUCUUAUACUGGCCUGCCACCCUGCUUCUGUGGGGUGCCUCAGAGGAGAGCAAGGUGAACCCAACUAUGGAACCGAGACACGGCUUUGACAAUACUGUUGAUCCCGUUUGGAAAAUCCAGCUAUAUGAGGAAACUGAAGUGGAGGAAUAGUGAAGAGCUCAUCCAACGUUGUAGCCCCGUAAUCAACGGGACAAAAGUUUUCUUGCUGAUGUGUCAAGAUGGCAUCAUGAACUGGUUGUUCACUGUAAACUGUAAUACAAUCCUGUUUAUGGACGUGUUUACAUAUUUUUCCCUGCAUAGGGAAGCCUUUCUUCCAUAGCUCAGAACACACUCCUAGAUCGAGCCAACAGGAGAACUUUCUGGUAAGCAUUUGGCUGAUUUUUUUUUUUUUUUUUUGAGGUGGAGUCUCCCUGUGUCACCCAGGCUGGAGUGCAGUGGCGUGAUCUUGGCUUACUGUAACCUCCACUUCCCGGGUUCAAUCAGUUGUUGUACCUCAACUUCCUGCGUAGCUGGGAUUACAGGCACCCACCACCACACCCAGCUAAUUUUUGUAUUUUUAGUAGAGACGCAGUUUCGCCAUGUUGGCCAGGCUGGUCUUGAACUCCUCAGCUCAGGUGAUCUGCCUACCUCAGCCUCCCAAAGUGCUGGGAUUACAGGUGUGAGCCACUGUGCCUGGCCUUGGCUAACUUUUCAAAAUUAACGAUUAUGACUUGUUACAGUCAUGUGAACUUUUUUUUUCUGUCUGUUUGCUGAGUUUUUGAUAAUUUAUCUCUCUCAAAGUGGAGACUUUAAAAAAGACUCAUCCGUAUGCCGUGUUCACUGCCUGGUAUCUUAGUGAGGACCGAAGCCUAAGGACCCUGAGAACGGCUGCAGAUGAAGAUGGAAAGCACCCGCUGCAAGCUGGCCAGGUACCUGGAGGACCUGGAGGAUGUGGACUUGAAGAAAUUCAAGAUGCACUUAGAGGACUAUCCUCCUCAGAAGGGCUGCAUCUCCCUCCCGAGGGGUCAGACAGAGAAGGCAGAUCAUGUGGAUCUAGCCACGCUAAUGAUUGACUUCAAUGGGGAGGAGAAGGCGUGGGCCAUGGCCGUGUGGAUCUUUGCUGCCAUCAACAGGAGAGACCUUUAUGAGAAAGCAAAAAGAGAUGAGCCGAAGUGGGGUUCAGAUAAUGCACGUGUUUCUAAUUCCACCGUGAUAUGCCAGGAAGACAGCAUUGAAGAGGAGUGGAUGGGUUUACUGGAGUACCUUUCGAGAAUCUCUAUUUGUAAAAAGAAGAAAGAUUACUGUAAGAAGUACAGAAAGUACAUGAGAAGCAGAUUCCAGUGCAUUGAAGACAGGAAUGCCCGUCUGGGUGAAAGUGUGAGCCUCAACAAACGCUACACACCACUGCGCCUCAUCAAGGAACACCGGAGCCAGCAGGAGAGGGAGCACGAGCUUCUGGCCAUCGGCAAGACCAAGACGUGGGAGAGCCCCGUGAGUCCCAUUAAGAUGGAGUUGCUGUUUGACCCCGAUGAUGAGCACUCUGAGCCUGUGCACACCGUGGUGUUCCAGGGAGCGGCAGGGAUUGGGAAAACAAUCCUGGCCAGGAAGAUUAUGUUGGACUGGGCGUCGGGAACACUCUACCAAGACAGGUUUGACUAUCUGUUCUAUAUCCACUGUCGGGAGGUAAGCCUUGUGACACAGAGGAGCCUGGGGGACCUGAUCAUGAGCUGCUGCCCUGACCCAAACCCACCCAUCCGCAAGAUCGUGAGCAAGCCCUCCAGAAUCCUCUUCCUCAUGGACGGCUUUGACGAGCUGCAGGGUGCCUUUGACGAGCACAUAGGACCGCUCUGCACUGACUGGCAGAAGGCCGAGCGGGGAGACAUUCUCCUGAGCAGCCUCAUCAGAAAGAAGCUCCUUCCUGAGGCCUCUCUGCUCAUCACCACGAGACCUGUGGCCCUGGAGAAACUGCAGCACUUGCUGGACCAUCCUCGGCAUGUGGAGAUCCUGGGUUUCUCCGAGGCCAAAAGGAAAGAAUACUUCUUCAAGUACUUCUCUGAUGAGGCCCAAGCCAGGGCAGCCUUCAGUCUGAUUCAGGAGAACGAGGUCCUCUUCACCAUGUGCUUCAUCCCCCUGGUCUGCUGGAUCGUGUGCACUGGACUGAAACAGCAGAUGGAGAGUGGCAAGAGCCUUGCCCAGACAUCCAAGACCACCACUGCGGUGUAUACCUUCUUCCUUUCCAGUUUGCUGCAGCCCCGGGGAGGGAGCCAGGAGCACCGCCUCUGCUCCCACCUCUGGGGGCUCUGCUCUUUGGCUGCAGAUGGAAUCUGGAACCAGAAAAUCCUAUUUGAGGAGUCUGACCUCAGGAAUCAUGGGCUGCAGAAGGCGGAUGUGUCUGCUUUCCUGAGGAUGAACCUGUUCCAGAAGGAAGUGGACUGCGAGAAGUUCUACAGCUUCAUCCACAUGACUUUCCAGGAGUUCUUUGCCGCCAUGUACUACCUGCUGGAAGAGGAAAAGGAAGGAAGGACCAACGUUCCAGGGAGUCGUUUGAAGCUUCCCAGCCGAGACGUGACAGUCCUUCUGGAAAACUAUGGCAAAUUCGAAAAGGGGUAUUUGAUUUUUGUUGUACGUUUCCUCUUUGGCCUGGUAAACCAGGAGAGGACUUGCUACUUGGAGAAGAAAUUAAGUUGCAAGAUCUCUCAGCAAAUCAGGCUGGAGCUGUUGAAAUGGAUUGAAGUGAAAGCCAAAGCCAAGAAGCUGCAGAUCCAGCCCAGCCAGCUGGAAUUGUUCUACUGUUUGUACGAGAUGCAGGAGGAGGACUUCGUGCAAAGGGCCAUGGACUAUUUCCCCAAGAUUGAGAUCAAUCUCUCCACCAGAAUGGAUCACGUGGUUUCUUCCUUUUGCAUUGAGAACUGUCAUCGGGUGGAGUCACUUUCCCUGGGGUUUCUCCAUAACAUGCCCAAGGAGGAAGAGGAGGAGGAAAAGGAAGGCCGACACCUUGAUAUGGUACAGUGUGUCCUCCCAGGCUCUCAUGCUGCCUGUUCCCACAGAUUGGUGAACAGUCAUCUCACUUCCAGUUUUUGCCGGGGCCUCUUUUCAGUUCUCAGCACCAGCCAGAGUCUAACUGAAUUGGACCUCAGUGACAAUUCUCUGGGGGACCCAGGGAUGAGAGUGUUGUGUGAAACGCUCCAGCAUCCUGACUGUAACAUUCGGAGAUUGUGGUUGGGGCGCUGUGGCCUCUCACAUGAGUGCUGCUUCGACAUCUCCUUGGUCCUCAGCAGCAACCAGAAGCUGGUGGAGCUGGACCUGAGCGACAACGCCCUUGGGGACUUCGGGAUCAGACUUCUGUGUGUGGGACUGAAGCACCUGUUGUGCAAUCUGAAGAAGCUCUGGCUGGUCAGCUGCUGCCUCACAUCAGCGUGUUGUCAGGAUCUUGCGUCAGUAUUGAGCACCAACUGUUCCCUGACCAGACUCUACGUGGGGGAGAAUGCCCUGGGAGACACAGGAGUCGCAAUUUUAUGUGAAAAAGCCAAGAAUCCACAAUGCAACCUGCAGAAACUGGGGUUGGUGAAUUCUGGCCUUACGUCAGUCUGUUGUUCAGCUUUGUCCUCGGUACUCAGCACUAAUCAGAAUCUCACGCACCUUUACCUGCGAGGCAACACUCUCGGAGACAAGGGGAUCAAGCUACUCUGUGAGGGACUCUUGCACCCCGACUGCAAGCUUCAGGUGUUGGAAUUAGACAACUGCAGCCUCACGUCACACUGCUGCUGGGAUCUUUCCACACUUCUGACCUCCAGCCAGAGCCUGCGAAAGCUGAGCCUAGGCAACAAUGACCUGGGCGACCUGGGGGUCAUGAUGUUCUGUGAAGUGCUGAAACAGCAGAGCUGCCUCCUGCAGAACCUGGGGUUGUCUGAAAUGUAUUUCAAUUAUGAGACCAAAAGGGCGUUAGAAACGCUUCAAGAAGAAAAGCCGGAGCUGACCAUCAUCUUUGAGCCUUCGUGGUAGGGGUGGAAGCAGGGCUGCCAGACGCCAGCGUUCUCGGGGCCCUCCAGCUGGGGGUCCUCAGGUGAAGUGAGCUGUGAUCCAUCCAGGCCAAGAGCGCAGCGCUGGGGUCGUUCCGGUGGAGUGUCGGAGAAGAGCGCUUGCCCACCAUGCCUUCGUGUGGAGAGCUGGGGCAUCUCCUUUGCGCCCGGGUGAGGAAGACACCAGGGCAAUGACAGCAUCGGAUGUUGUUCUCAUCACAGCGCCUUAGUUAGAGGAUGCUCCUCUUGGUGACCUCAUGUAAUUAGCUCGUUCAAUAAAGCACUUUCUUUGUCUUUAUUUUCUCUU
Molecule: messenger RNA, 4349 nt
Organism: Rhinopithecus roxellana (golden snub-nosed monkey)
Lineage: Eukaryota; Metazoa; Chordata; Mammalia; Primates; Cercopithecidae
Gene: NLRP3
Product: NLR family pyrin domain containing 3
Exons: 10
Coding region: 918-4025 (1035 amino acids)
Biological process (GO): negative regulation of non-canonical NF-kappaB signal transduction; inflammatory response; negative regulation of acute inflammatory response
Cellular component (GO): cytoplasm; NLRP3 inflammasome complex
Molecular function (GO): sequence-specific DNA binding; DNA-binding transcription factor binding
Source: RefSeq, a predicted model, not a curated record